AUGCAGGAGCCAUUACGGGUUCUAAAGAUUUAUUCUAAACAACGCCGCUCCGUCCUCGCAUCUACUUCGACACUGUUGUAUCUGCCGAGAUUCAGCUCCACCUUUGAAAAUGGGGUUGGGGUGCGUCGCUUAUUCAGGCUUCUUGGCCCUAAGUGGGAAAAGUUGGCAGCCUGUUUCCAAGCUAUCCUCAUACCAAUUCAGCGCGGCGGCGAUAAAAUGGUACAUUGGUUAGUGUCACAUGUAUCUUCAAAGAUAGUGCUUCUUGAGACUAAAUACGGUCUCCGACUCACACUUAACGAUGGAUGUAUUUUUGAGUUCACCAAUACAUCUCACCCACACAUGGGGCUGAACGGACGCUGUGCAGCCUCAGUAGAUGAGCCUUUAUUGCUACGGCCAACAGUUGUUGUUGGAAAUUUACCAGCAACAUAUCACUAUCAACUCUCUCCAUAUUGGCAAUCCUCAAUCCUUGUGCAGAACAACAGUGGGAAGCAUACGCUGGCCACUGAAGAGGGUUUUGGUGCGAGCGUGAUUGAACAACGUUAUCCAAUCCUAGCGCCGCUCUAUCAUGCAUGGGUUGACAACUACAAUUUUGCUGUCAAACAGAGAGGCGAGCACCUGUUCAAAGGUGUGGAUGUGUUCUCAGACAUUUACGAACGUGUAGCUUGGGAAAUUGAGGGAUUCUUAAUGGCUUGUUGGCUAGGAUUGCAGGAUAAUGUUGAGGCUGUUGAAUACUGCCCAUAUGAUAUGUAUCGGAUUGAAAAUGGUGCGGUGGAAUUAUACCGAUUCCUUACACAUAUGCAUGAGUUUGUGUCCUGUCCACAAUGAAUGCUAUUUCCCGUUCCCUGGAUAGCAAAAUCUAUAUAAAUAUUUGGUGGCUUGUUGUUUUGAAGGCCUAAAGGUCGGGAUGAUCCGGGACUAGAUGUAAUAUAUGUCCCAUGCAUGUGUCCUAUUUCCCCUCUCGUCUUCUGGGCGAUGGGAUGUCGUCGAACAGCUUGGGGCAUAUAGUUACAAAGCAUACCCGUGGUCUUUCCCAAGUGACGUAGCUAUACCAAGUUGAAAAUAUGACGUGGAUGCGGUAGAUGUGGAGGAUGUAAGGAGAGCUUGGAAACACUGUUGGGGAACAAAAUAUUGAAAAAAGGAUCUAUUGUACAGUACAUAAACAUGUGAAUGUCACAUGCAUACAUAGUUAUUAAGUAGGUGACGAGGCGUACUGCUGGCUAGCGUACCCACAAUCCCGACUGAUC
Talaromyces proteolyticus is the source of this 1244-nucleotide messenger RNA. RefSeq lists its product as uncharacterized. NCBI's taxonomy places the organism in Eukaryota, Fungi, Ascomycota, Eurotiomycetes, Eurotiales, Trichocomaceae. The record is from RefSeq and is a predicted model, not a curated record. Bases 1 to 825 code for a protein of 274 amino acids. The transcript has a single exon.